GUGUAGCGCGCGCUCCGGUGCAUAAGCGACGGGCAGCACGCGCCGUAUCGCUGACCUUGGUGCUGAAAUUGGUUUCCGUGCACCAGAUAAUACAAACCGGAAACUGUCUUUCCAGUCCUUUAUUUGAUCGCUCAUUGUAUUUGUUAUCUGUGUAGAUUUCCGUUGAUUAGAUUUUUUUUUCUUUUUCCACUAAACUUUUUUCCAACCCCAAUCUUCUAAAAAGCAGUCGGGUUUGACGUGAACAUCAAAUGUAUUGCCUCGCGCCGAGAUGGCAGUGAAAACGCUCACGAUGCGUAAGAAGAACGAGUUUCUCAUUCCGAACAGAGAGAGCCACUCCACUUCUGAUUUCUCCUGUCAUAUAUAGCUAGGUGUUUUUCUUUUCUUUUUUUGCUUUCUUCACUUUUCGUGUCUGAGGAUCAGACGUCGUGCUUCUGUAGCUAUCUGUGCGCCUUAAUCACAGAUCUGCUGGGUGUCUGUCCGGUAUGUCCGACCAGCUCGUCCGUGACAUGAUACUUUAACACUAACGAAAAGAAAACGAGGGAUUAUCAUAUUUGGACAUGGAUACUCCGAAGGAGCCCGGUUCUGUGCCCAGGAAAGAGGCUUUCAAGCAACUAGCAGGGAAGACGCUGGGUCAUUUGUACAAAGUGUUGGAGAAGAGACAGAAAACUGGGGAAAAUAUUGAAUUAACGGCAGAUGGCCGACCGGCGCGGAGCAGUGAGAGGAAGGCGCCCUUAUGUGACUGCACGUGCUUCGGACUCCCGCGCCGCUACAUCAUCGCUAUCAUGAGCGGCCUGGGCUUUUGCAUCUCUUUCGGGAUUCGGUGCAAUUUGGGCGUGGCCAUUGUGAGCAUGGUGAACAACAGCACCAUUCACCAGAACGGCAAAAUCAUCAUCAAAGAGAAAGCCAAGUUUAACUGGGACCCUGAGAUAGUGGGAAUGAUCCACGGCUCAUUUUUCUGGGGUUAUAUAGUGACCCAAAUCCCAGGAGGGUACAUAUCAUCGCGAUUAGCAGCGAACAGAGUGUUCGGGGCGGCCAUCGUUCUCACCUCCACCCUCAACAUGUUCAUACCGUCAGCUGCGCGCGUGCACUACGGCUGCGUAAUAUUCGUCAGGAUAUUACAGGGGCUCGUGGAGGGAGUGACAUACCCAGCAUGCCAUGGGAUUUGGAGUAAAUGGGCCCCACCUCUGGAGAGGAGUCGCUUGGCUACCACCUCCUUUUGUGGAUCCUACGCUGGUGCAGUCAUAGCCAUGCCUCUAGCUGGGAUCCUGGUGCAGUACACUGGCUGGUCCUCUGUCUUCUAUGUCUAUGGGAGUUUUGGCCUUGUGUGGUACAUGUUCUGGAUCUUGGUUUCCUAUGAGAGUCCUGCCGAGCAUCCUACAAUCACAGAUGAGGAGCGCUGUUACAUCGAGGAAAGCAUUGGAGAAAGUGCCCAGCUGCUGGGCCCUGCUGAGAAAUUCAAGACGCCCUGGAGGAAAUUCUUCACCUCAAUGCCUGUCUAUGCAAUUAUCGUGGCCAACUUCUGCAGAAGCUGGACCUUCUACCUGCUGCUCAUCAGCCAGCCAGCAUACUUUGAGGAAGUGUUUGGCUUUGAGAUCAGUAAGGUUGGCAUGCUGUCAGCCCUUCCUCACCUUGUGAUGACCAUCAUCGUGCCCAUUGGAGGGCAGAUAGCAGAUUACCUGCGCAGUAAGAACCUCAUGUCUACCACCAAUGUCCGAAAGAUCAUGAAUUGUGGAGGCUUUGGUAUGGAGGCUACUCUGUUGCUAAUAGUAGGAUACUCUAAGAGUAAAGGCAUGGCCAUCUCAUUCCUAGUGCUAGCUGUGGGCUUCAGUGGGUUUGCUAUAUCAGGCUUCAAUGUCAAUCACUUAGACAUUGCUCCACGUUAUGCCAGUAUUCUAAUGGGCAUUUCAAAUGGAGUGGGGACCCUGUCAGGCAUGGUGUGCCCUCUGAUUGUCGGUGCUAUGACCAAAAAUAAGACCAGAGAAGAGUGGCAGUAUGUGUUCCUCAUUGCCUCAAUGGUACAUUACGGUGGUGUGAUCUUCUACGGCCUCUUCGCAUCGGGUGAGAAACAGCCAUGGGCUGAUCCAGAGCAGACCAGUGAAGAGAAAUGUGGCUUCAUCGAUGAGGACGAGCUGGCUGAGGAAACUGGAGACAUCACACAAAACUACGGAGCUCUUGGUGCCCCUGCCAAGACGUACGGAGCCACCUCACAGAUGAACGGAGGAUGGCCUGAAGGAUGGGAGAAAAGAGAAGAAUAUGUACAAGAGGGAGCAGAAGAGGGAGGGUACGGCUACAGGCAGGGCAGAGAGUACUCCUAGACAAUACACACACAGCCACACAGACAAA
Molecule: messenger RNA, 2343 nt
Organism: Ictalurus punctatus (channel catfish)
Lineage: Eukaryota; Metazoa; Chordata; Actinopteri; Siluriformes; Ictaluridae
Gene: slc17a6b
Product: solute carrier family 17 member 6b
Exons: 12
Coding region: 558-2315 (585 amino acids)
Biological process (GO): synaptic transmission, glutamatergic; monoatomic anion transport; regulation of synapse structure or activity
Cellular component (GO): excitatory synapse; synaptic vesicle membrane
Molecular function (GO): L-glutamate transmembrane transporter activity; neurotransmitter transmembrane transporter activity
Source: RefSeq, a predicted model, not a curated record